Messenger RNA from Durusdinium trenchii, 330 nucleotides. The record is from the annotation of a GenBank genome assembly. Lineage: Eukaryota; Dinophyceae; Suessiales; Symbiodiniaceae.
AUGGCCCGGGACUCUACCUCACGGGUCCCUUCAAUAACUUCAUCCUGCGCCUUGGAAGUGCGCCACAUCGAGUUCAGCAACAUCGACCGGAUCAAAGCCGCAGGGCUCCGGUAUGCACCACUCCACACACGGACGAAAGAGGGAUUAGGACUUCACUUGCAGGUGUCCUUGCAGUACCGGUUGAUCCCCCAGAACUUGUCCGCGCUCUACAGCGAGUUCAACCAGAACUACGAGCAGGUCUUCGUGAGCUCCGUGCGGGACGUCCUCAUCAAGGCGGCCUCCGAGUACGAGGAGAUGGUCGAACUUCUCGCAGCAAAUCCUCCCAAGUGA